AUGAGCAAAAAUUUAAAGUUGAAAUUCUUCAAGCGUAAAAGUGCCGAAGAACCAAGUAGUCCAACUAGAAGUAGUUCAACCGUUUCGGUUCUAGAACAUCCAGAAGAAUUACAUAAAGAACAUGAAGAAGCAACAGCUCCUCAUCCAACUACAACCACAGAAGAACAUGAAGAAGCAACAGUUCCUAAUCCAAUUAUAACCACAGAAGAACAUGAAGAACAUGAGGAAGCCACAGCUCCUCAUCCAACUGCAAUCACAGAACAACAUGAGGAAGUAACAGUUUCCCAUCCAAUCACACACACAGAAGGACACGAAGAAGCAAUAGCUUCUCAUCCAACCUCAACCACCGAAGCACAUAAGCAUAAAAAGGAAACAGCUCAUCCAACCACAACCACAGAAGAACCUGAAGAAACAACAGUCCUUCAUCCGAUCACAACCACAGAAGAAUAUGAAGAAGCAACAGCUCACCCAAUCACAAUCACAGAAGAACCAAUUGUUGCACAAGCUCCUUCACCUGUCGAAAAGCAAGUUAGUGUUCCCACUUUUCCAAUUCCUCCAACACCAACAUCAAGAGAUGAAUCACUGGAAAUUUUGGAAAACGUAACAAAAGAACCAGAAGUUCGUCCACUCACUCCAGCACAACAAAAAACGAGUGUUACACCGGGUGCUGCCAAAGAAAUCCCUAAAGCUAUCUCUGCAGAACAGAUUCCAAGCAUCACACCUGGUCCGAUUCGAGAGAUCCCGGAGCAAAUUGAAGUUGUUGAUGUACCCCCUUCUCCAAUAAAAGAAUCUACACCCAAAGAGACGACAAUUUCAUCUCGAGUUUCAACUCCUCAAUCAACGUCUGAAGAGCAUUUUGUAACCACACCAUUAAAGUCUACCGAAGAAAUUACACGUUCAACAAUUGAAUCAAUCACAAAACCAGAACCACAUCCACAUUUAGCUGCAUAUCUGCAAUGUCCAAAAGAUAGUGAAAUUCCUGUAGCAAAAGAAAGAACAGUAAAAGCAGCUGCAGGCCCUGUCUCUUCAGUAAAAGAUAUCUGGAACCAAAAUUGGCUAUUACGAUUCUGCACUUACAUUCUCGCAGCAUUCAGUUCAAUUCCGAUUUGUAUUUUAGGUGGAUGGAUUAUCGGUACGGCAGUGUUUGUGUUUGGAAUCGCUGGGAUUGUAAUGUUUAUAGCUGAAAUAAUUAGUGCAGGAAUAGCUGUAAUAAUAUUUUGGCCAGUUAUCUGCAUUUUAACUUUUCUUGCAUUCAUUCUGGUAACUACUAUAGCUGUGGGCUAUUUUAGUUAUCGGUUAAUCGCACCUUUAAGUCAUAGCACCGAAAAUGUCAAUGGCAAACAUAUAAAAGAUAAUGAAGCCAUUAAACAAAGGGAAUGA
Ambispora gerdemannii is the source of this 1380-nucleotide messenger RNA. The record is from the annotation of a GenBank genome assembly. NCBI's taxonomy places the organism in Eukaryota, Fungi, Glomeromycota, Glomeromycetes, Archaeosporales, Ambisporaceae.